AUGUCAAACCGGCUUCCACGCGAUCUUUGGACUGAAAUCCUGGUAAGCCUUCCUGUGAAAUCUCUUUUACGAUUCCGAUGUGUUUGUAAAUCAUGGAAAUCCUUGAUCUCUACUCCUACGUUUAUUUCCAUGCACACCCAACAUGGUGAAAGCACCGGCAAUUACACCCACCUUUUACAUUGUGAUCGAAGAUAUGAAGACAGAUGGUCGCAAUACCAAUUACUCCAUAUCGAUGCUUCAUUUAGUGAGUUUCAAGAACUUGCAUAUCCACCCCAAAUUAGAGACAGAGAUUAUCAAGUCCUUGAUUGCAAGGGAUUAAUACUUUUUACGACUAGUAAUAGUUUGGAGUCCCUAAUUCUUUGGAACCCUGCAACUAGAAUGUCUAUGUUGACUCUCCCUCAAGCUUGCAUUUAUGUACCCAUCCACCGCAGCAAAUAUUUUGUUUACGGGUUCGGUUUUGACCAUACAAGUAAUGAUUACAAGGUUCUGAGAAUGGUGUUUGGUACAUACAUAUUUCCACGAGCCCAACUUUAUAAACUCCGCACACGCGCUUGGGAGACUUUUAGGAUUGCCGACGAUUUUCAGUAUUCUAUAGUUGAGGGUAAUUCACAGGCUCUAGUGAAUGGGGCAAGCCACUGGAUUGGAUAUCAUUCCAGUUUUAUCAAGCCCGAAUAUUCUGAUGAAUUGGUGGUUGUGUUGUUUGAUAUGUGUGAUGAGAAACUCCGAGUGAUGAAGCUUCCGUAUAGUGUAACUAGCUAUAGUAUGGACACCGAUAAUAGUCGCCUUGGGAUUUCUAGUGGAUUGCUUUGUUUAAUGGAGCACAACCCACGUAGAAAUGAUUAUUGGAACUGGAACGUUUGGUUGAUGAAGGAAUAUGGCAUAGUAGAGUCUUGGAGUAAACAAUUUACUAUUGGUGCAAAUGGUUAUGGCUUGUUCAGUUUUAGGAACAACGAAAAGAUUUUAGUGCAAAAGCCAGAAAAAUUUGUCUUAUAUGAUCUCAAGACCCAUAGAUUCAUUAGUCUGGGAGGAAUUAAAGCCAAGGGAUUUGUUUUUGCCACGAAUACUUUCGUUGAAAGUCUUGUUUUAUUCAAUGGACCGGAAGAACACGCCAGAAUUGUUUAA
Alnus glutinosa is the source of this 1122-nucleotide messenger RNA. RefSeq names its product F-box/kelch-repeat protein At3g06240-like. Bases 1 to 1122 code for a protein of 373 amino acids. Gene Ontology annotation, molecular function: protein binding. Lineage: Eukaryota; Viridiplantae; Streptophyta; Magnoliopsida; Fagales; Betulaceae. The transcript has a single exon. The record is from RefSeq and is a predicted model, not a curated record.